AACCUUAAACCUACUAUGUAAAAACCGAACAUAUGUAAAUUGACUGAUUGUCAUAUGUGUAAUUUCUUCUAAUAAAAAUAGGAAUAUUGUAGUUAGUUGUGAUAAGACUAAUGUGUAAUAAGUUAUUUUGAUAAGACUUUGUUGUAUCGUUGAUAUAAUAUAAAAUACUGCGUUUAACGAUGAUUAGGUGGAGACACAUUUACGGCACUGCUUUAAGAAGUUAUCAAAGCAUUUGUGAAUCGAAUGUGAAACAGUUAUCCAGUUGCACAAUGGGUGAUAAAUUCAAACUUCCAUCGCGCUACGGAGCCGGAGAGAAAAGCGUUUGGGUGGAAUACAUACAGCUAGCCAUGGAUUACAAACCAGCUGUGAACCUUGGCCAAGGUUUCCCUGACUACCCGCCACCGGAACAUGUCACCAAGUCACUUGCUGAGAUUGCUGUUGGAGAUAACUGCUUACUAAAUCAAUAUACAAGAGGAUUUGGUCACCCAAGACUUGUGCAGAAUUUAUCAAAGGUGUACUCGCCGUUAAUUAAUAGACAAUUAGAUCCACUAAAUGAGAUCCUAGUCACGAGUGGAGCUUAUGAAGCACUCUUCUCCUCUAUAUUAGGUCACGUAGAUGUUGGUGAUGAAGUGAUCGUCAUUGAACCAUUCUUCGACUGCUAUGACUUCAUGAUCAAAUCAGCGGGUGGAGUACCUAAGUUUAUUGCCUUGAAACCAAAAUGUUCAGAAGGUGUUCAAACUUCAGCCAACUGGGUGCUAGAUGAGAAUGAGCUCAAGUCGUUGUUCACAAAUAAAACCAAGAUGUUGAUACUUAACACCCCCCACAAUCCCCUGGGCAAGGUGUUCACCGCUCAAGAACUGCAGACCAUAGCGGACCUCUGCAUCAAACACGACGUCCUGUGUCUCUCCGAUGAAGUCUACGAGUGGAUGGUUUAUGAACCAAAUAAACAUAUCAGGAUAGCGACGUUACCGGGCAUGUGGGAUAGGACGAUCACGGUGGGCUCGGCCGGGAAGACGUUCUCGGUGACCGGUUGGAAGAUCGGCUGGGCGUACGCACCCGCAGAUCUCAUGCGCAACCUGCAGGUGGUGCACCAGAACUGUGUCUACACGUGCUGUACACCAGUGCAGGAAGCGGUUGCUCGCGCGUUCGAAUACGAGCUAGGCCGUCGCGACUCCCCGGAUUGUUUCUUCGUGUCGCUGGCGCGGGAGUUGACCGCCAAGCGCGACUACCUGUCCAAGAUGCUCCAGGAGAACGGGUUCAACCCCACCGUGCCCGAAGGGGGGUACUUCAUCGUUGCUGAUUGGACGAAACUGAAGGACAAGAUCGAUCUGUCGUCGGAGCCGGACCAGUACCGCGAUUACAAGUUCACAAAGAAGUUCGCGAAAGAGACCGGCGUGCUGACCAUCCCGCCGUCGGCGUUCUACUCGCAGCCGCACAAACAUCUGGGCGAGGACUUCGCCAGGUUCUGUUUCAUUAAGAAAGACGAGAAUUUAGCGCUGUGCGAGAAACUACUCAAAGAAUGGAACGCAAAGAAGAAGUAAUACUAUAUUUUUAUAUGUAUAUAACCUAUAAAUACUCGUACCUACCAACUAAUUGGAACAUUAGGCGGCCUAGAAAAAUAUUAUCUUUUUUAAUUGGAAUUGUGCAAUUUAAUUGCACUUAUUUUUGCCGAAGUUUAUGUUGGGGAUAAAUAAAACACGAAACAUGUAAAAUAUAAAUUGUAUAUUGUGUAUAUAAGUAAAUAUAAAAGAAAUGUUAUCAAA
This is a messenger RNA of Leptidea sinapis, 1763 nucleotides long. RefSeq names its product kynurenine aminotransferase (gene Kyat). Bases 180 to 1541 code for a protein of 453 amino acids. Gene Ontology annotation, biological process: biosynthetic process. Gene Ontology annotation, cellular component: mitochondrion; cytoplasm. The transcript is spliced from 9 exons. NCBI's taxonomy places the organism in Eukaryota, Metazoa, Arthropoda, Insecta, Lepidoptera, Pieridae. The record is from RefSeq and is a predicted model, not a curated record. Gene Ontology annotation, molecular function: L-kynurenine:2-oxoglutarate transaminase activity; pyridoxal phosphate binding.